Messenger RNA from Pteropus alecto (black flying fox), 3106 nucleotides. RefSeq names its product centrosomal protein 70 (gene CEP70). The record is from RefSeq and is a predicted model, not a curated record. NCBI's taxonomy places the organism in Eukaryota, Metazoa, Chordata, Mammalia, Chiroptera, Pteropodidae. Gene Ontology annotation, cellular component: centrosome. The coding region runs from base 704 to 2443 and encodes 579 amino acids. Gene Ontology annotation, molecular function: gamma-tubulin binding. Gene Ontology annotation, biological process: cilium assembly; regulation of microtubule cytoskeleton organization. The transcript has 19 exons.
GCGUUGGGUAGAGCGCCAGUCCCCGAAAAUGACCUUGGCCCUGCAAGUGGUCAAGCUGAUCCCUGGGGGCCCCCAGAGAGCAGCAGCCUGGGACGGGUUCGCGCCAAUUAAAAAUCCCAGUGUUAGGACUGGGGACCUGAUAAACCUGGUUCGAGCCCUGACUCCCCGCCCUUUGUGUUCUUUGGCAUCUUAAGUAACGUCUUAGCGCCUCAGUUUCUUCAUUUAUAGAAUACAGCUGAUAAUUCUUUCCUUGCAAGAAGAUGAAAUGGGGCAGUAAGUGUAAAGCUUAGAAUUGUCCAGUGCAGACUGGAUUCUGGAUAAGUUGUAGAUAAUUACUCCAUCCGCAAGAGUCGGCCAGAGCUGCCCCCGCUCCACUUGUCUGUGUCAACGAGUCUGAGAAGAUUGCUUGGCUAGUGAGGACUCAGAGCAAAACUGUAGUGAUGAAGAUCCAGUUUCAGACGUGAGAUUCACUGGGUGAUCAUUUCAUUGAGAUCAACUUGGAUGACAGUGCUACAAGAGCAUAUAACAAGAGGACCUGAUCUAGUCAUGGGAUCAGGGGAGAUUUCCCUGAAGAAAGAAAUUCGAGCUGAGAUCUGAAGGCAACUCAAAAUUUUUUAUUGCCACUCUCUACUUUGUUUCUACAAACGAAACUAUUAUCUCCAGCAGCACCUAAAGCCCAGGAGUCGAAUAAAUCAUCAGACUCAUGACUGAAAAACAGCGGGAAGAAGCAGAAUGGGAGAACAUAAAUAUGCUGUUGAUGACACAUGGCUUAAGACCUUUAUCGCUAGUAAAAAGAACAGAUCUAAAAGAUUUCAUCAUUUUUGAUAAACAGUCAUCACAAAAGAUGAGACAUAAUUUGAAAACAUUGGUAGAAGAAACAGAAUGUCAACAGAAGAUGAUCCAGGAGCUCAUAGAAACUAAUCAACAGCUUAAAAAUGAACUUCAGCUAGAAAAAUGCCGAGCAGUAGAUCAGGAACAACGAGCUAAUGAUUUGGAACAAAUUAUGGAGAGUGUGAAAGCCAAAAUUGGUGAAUUAGAGGAUGAAUCCCUAAAUAGGGUUUGCCAGCAGCAGAAUACAAUAAAAGAUCUUCAAAAAGAACAUAAAGCUUUACAGGCAAAAUGUCAGCAUUAUAAGAGAAAACGAAUGGAGCAACAAGAGACUAUUGCUUCUUUGCAAAAGGAUAUCUAUAGAUUAACAAUGGAGGAGGAAGAGCGCAUUAUCACUCAAAACAGAGUAUUUGCUUCUCUCUGCAAAAGAGUUCCUCAUACCGUCUUGGAUAGACAGUUGCUUUGCCUAAUUGAUUACUAUGAAUGUAAAAUUAGAAAAUUUCUUAAACAAAGGCAAUAUAAUGAAGAUGAAAGUCAGUCAGAAGAAGAAAGAGACUACAGAAGUCUUGACGCCUCACCAACAUAUAAAGGCCUCCUAAUGUCAUUACAGAAUCAGCUCAAGGAGUCGAAAUCCAAGAUUGAUACACUUUUAAGUGAAAAGCUUAAUCUCCAAAAAGAUUUGGAAAUCAGGCCCACACAGCAUGAAUUAAGACUUUAUAAACAACAGGUGAAGAAACUGGAGAAAGCCCUUAAGAAAAAUAUCAAAUUACGGGAUCUUAUCAGUCAAAACAAGUCUGAGGACACAGAGAAAAAAGAUGAGCCCAGCAAAGAUAACCAGCAGCAAGCCCUAAUUGACCAGAGAUACUUUCAGGUGCUGAGUAGCAUCAAUUCAAUUAUUCACAAUCCAAGAGCUCCAGUAAUAAUUUAUAAACAGAGCAAAGGAGGAGCCCAACAUUUUAAUAAAGAUUUCGUUCAUGAUUGUGGAUUUGAGCAUCUCGUUCCUAUAAUAGAAAUGUGGGCGGAUCAACUGACUUCCCUAAAGGAUUUGUAUAAGUCCUUGAAAAUACUUUCUGCGGAACUGGUGCCUUGGCAUAAUUUAAAGAAGCAGGAUGAAAAUGAAGGUAUUAAAGUUGAAGAUCUGUUGUUUAUAGUAGAUACCAUGUUAGAAGAAGUUGAAAAUAAGGAAAAGGACAGCAAUAUGCCAAACUUUCAAACUUUGCAAGCUAUUGUUUCUCACUUCCAAAAAUUAUUUGAUGUGCCUUCUUUAAAUGGAGUCUAUCCCCGAAUGAAUGAAGUUUAUAUAAGGCUUGGAGAAAUGAACAAUGCUGUGAGAAACCUCCAAGAACUCUUAGAAUUAGAUAGUUCAUCCUCAUUGUGUGUGCUGGUGAGCACAGUUGGAAAAUUGUGUAGGCUGAUUAAUGAAGAUAUGAAUGAACAGGUUAAACGGGUAUUGGGACCUGAAGACCUCCAAAGCAUUAUCAUCAAAUUGGAAGAACAUGAGGAGUUUUUUCCAGCAUUUCAGGCAUUUACUAAUGAUCUACUUGACAUCUUAGAAAUUGAUGACUUGGAUGCCAUUGUACCUGCAGUAAAGAAAUUAAAAGUACUUUCAUACUGAAAACAAAUCAAAUCAUUUUUACUGUGUAAAUUGCAUUCUUAACAUUCUAUUUUAUAGGAUUGAUCUUACUUUGAGACAAGGGUUAUAAAGUGUAUUUAUUCUCACAAUUCAUCCCCUUCUUACUAUUGGGUCCUCCAUUCAUAUAAUUUUUAUUAACUUUGAGAUUCUUAUAUAGAAAACAGUUGUUAAGUUAAAGUAGCGAUUUAACUUUAGAUCCUUCAAUCAUUUCUUAAGCAACUUUUUGAGUGCUUAAAUUUUAAGAUUGUUUUAAAGCAUAGUGUGUGAAUAAAAGACAAAGGGAGAGAGAUUGCAAGUAAUAGAAAGUUUGCGUUUAAGUUCAGGGUUUAAUGAUCUUUCUGGUUCUGGGACCAAGGAAUGCAAAUGGCUCUCUCUUAAGUCCAGCCAGUAGGAAGCUAUUGCUUUUCUGGCAAGAAAAUGACACAUUCUAUUAAGAUAUCUCUCAUGGCACUUGUCCUUUCAAAGCAGGAGGAAGAAAACGAAGGAGAAAAUGUUUUAUCUUGCGUUAGGGUAGGAAAUGAAUUAGGUAAUAUAGAUGAGUAAAUAGAAGUCUCUCAUUAAAAAGAUUGUUUUACAGUCUUGAUGUAAUGUACUUUUUAUAAGGGCAUGAAAUCUUGAAUAAAAAUUUUAUGAAGAAUUUCCAAA